AUGACAGCAGGGAACAAAACAGCUCCUACCUCUAGCAAUCCGCGCCGCACUGUUGACAGACACCAACGUCCACGGAAGCUCGAGAGGUCCACAAGGGUCUACCACUGUUCUGGCAACACCAUUGAGUCAUCGAGGCCGGAUACUCCCGUGUCACAACACAGCGACACAGCGUUACGGGCCGAAGGAGUGUCCGGCAACUUUCGAUAUUCCAGUCCGCUCCUUGGUCCUCCAACCAUGUUGGCACAGAGGUCGAUCACCUCAACACUUGCGCCGAUCGAAGAAGAGCAUGACCACACGCGGCUUGAGCAAUCCAGGUUUCGGGCAAUGAGAGAGUCUACCGAGUUACAGCUCCAGCAAACACUAAAGCCAGGACGCCUGGGCCGCCGCAAUGCAAACGCGCCGAAGACUGGCCGGCCCCCGAAGCGCACGCGCUUGCUGGAUGACCCCAGUACUUGUGGUAGAGAAGACGGCAUGCAAAGCCUCGAGCUCGUCUCACCAGAUGGCGGAGCUCAUCCGCUUGAGAUUCCGCCAGGGCCUUUCAAGUACCAAGUUGCACUGCCUGAAGGAUUAUACUACCCAGUCCGUGACCUAUCCUUUCGCCAAGAUCAGGAGUCCGGUAACGUCAUCAUCACUGUCAUUUGGGAUAACCUCUCGCUUCCCCUGCGGUGUUUUUACGUUGCCGAGACUUGGGAAGGGCUGCGAAGGUGGUCUCAACGUUGCAGCUAA
Molecule: messenger RNA, 726 nt
Organism: Microdochium trichocladiopsis
Lineage: Eukaryota; Fungi; Ascomycota; Sordariomycetes; Xylariales; Microdochiaceae
Exons: 2
Coding region: 1-726 (241 amino acids)
Source: RefSeq, a predicted model, not a curated record